Chlamydomonas reinhardtii is the source of this 4601-nucleotide messenger RNA. RefSeq lists its product as uncharacterized. NCBI's taxonomy places the organism in Eukaryota, Viridiplantae, Chlorophyta, Chlorophyceae, Chlamydomonadales, Chlamydomonadaceae. Bases 357 to 2705 code for a protein of 782 amino acids. The transcript is spliced from 5 exons. Gene Ontology annotation, molecular function: nucleic acid binding. The record is from RefSeq and is a predicted model, not a curated record.
CGAGAAACCGGGCAAUACUGCCAAUACAUACGGAGGCGAUGAAAUCUCCUGUCAUAGCUCUUGGCGCUGUGCACGCGUUUCCAUAUUAAACCGAAGCGUGUGGCCACGGCGGCUUUGUGGGCCAGGAGAAGCGAAUAGCAAGAGCAAAUCGGAUCGCCACGGCAAUAUAGCAAAGUGCCCCCUUCCACCGUCUGCCACGCUAUAACAUUGAAGCUAGCCCCAACGUGAUUCCCUCGCAACAACACAGUGCGGUUUCAUUUUUCAGAAGGGCAUCACGCAGCUUUCCCGUUACCUCGGCUGUGAGCGGUCUAAGUAAACGCGUAGGGUGUGGAAGCAGUGGAGGGUACGUGCAAGGGAUGCUGGCGCUCACUCAGCAGCCGCAGUCAUCGCAGCAACAGCAGAACUCCCAGCAGCAACAGCAGCAGCAGCAGCAACAGGCCCAGCCGCAGACCGGUCUGCUCCGCGAGGGCGGGGCGGAACCGGCGCAUCCUAACUCCGGGGCAGGCGCAUCGCAUGUCGCGGACGCUGUCGACGGAGCUCAGCUCUUACUACAGCAAAUGCUCCUAGCUAGCGGGGAUGUGGACGGCGCAAGCGGUUCCGCUGGCGCGCAGGGGCAGGGCGACCUGGGCAUGGGCCUGGACCUGGCGACGCAGCAGCAGCAACCUUCCGUCAUGCAGCAGCUCGCCAGCCUGCCUACACAGGCCCUGGUGCAGCAAUCUACGGACCCGCUUCAACUCAGCGGCCUGAUAAAUUUCACCUUCAGCCAGUCUCCAAACUCUUUAUUUGUGCUCAACACGCAGCUGGACUCAUCGGGUUCCACGCCGGUUUCAACGCUGACGCAGGCGCUGCGCGUGGUCCUGGCAGCACGGAAAAUAAAUACGCAGGCCGUGGCGCGCUUUGACCUCGGCUUCGUUCCGUUUCUAGUUUCGGACGCAGCGGAGGGUAUUGGGCUGCUGGUGUACAAAUGCUCACUGCAGCAGGAGGGCGCGAGAGGGUCGGUACUGAAAAUCGACAGCAGCAGCAACCCGCUGGUGGCGGGUAUUUCGCUCUUCAACAUGCUGCAGUCAGGGGGGCAGAUGCUGGAGGUCAUCUUCACGGCGGAGGCGUCCAAGGUGGCGCUACAGGCGCUGAGCAUCAUGCGCAUUAACCUGGCAAACAAUGGCCGCGAUGUCCUGCUGCUGCUCUCCACGGUCGACUACACGGCGGACGCCUCGGGCCCCAAGAACUACUUCCUGCUAAAGCUGACGCCCAUCACGCCGCCGCUGCCGUGCUUCCAGCACCAGAUCGAGGCCAACAAGGCGGCGGCGGCCUCGGGCUCCUACAUGUCUGCGGAGGCGGCCGGCAUGCAAGGCAUGGGCAUGGGUAUGCCGGGGCUGGCGCGGCCGAUGCAGAUGCACGGCGGCCCCGGGCUGGGGCCGCCGGUGCUGUCGCCGGCGCUGGGCCCAGUGCCGGGUGGGGGCGGCCUGGGCGGCAUGAAGGGGGGCGGGCUGGGCGUGGGUGUGGGCGUGGGGCCCAUGCAGCAGUACAUGCCCAUGAGCGCCGGCGGCGGCAUGAACAUGGGCAUGGCUGCGGCGGCGGCGGCCGCCGCCGGCGCCAGCUCUGCCAAGCAGCAGCGCGCUCGCAAGGCGGACUACGUGAUCGUGACGGAGGACACGGCAAUCAAGAACGCGGCGGGUGCCAUUGCCAAGGUGCUUGGGCGCGUGUCCAACCAGGGCCAGUGCUGCCCGGUGUACACGGAAAAGAAGACUGAGUCCUUCACCACCGUCAUCAGCGUGGCGGUCAAGGCCAUUGCAGUAGCGCGCGGCUAUGUGUGCAACGAGGGCAUGGGCAACGAGGUUGGCUUCCAGCCCUACCUCCGGCACUUGGACCGGCGGCUGGAUCUGCUGGACCUACACAACUUCCUGGCGCCCGAGAAGCAGCACCAGCUGCAGCAGCAGCAGCACCAGCACCAGCAGCAGAUGCUGUCGGCUGCCGCGGCGGCGGGGCUGGGCUACGGCCAGCCGCACCUGGGCAUGUCGGGGCUGGGCGCGGCAGGGCUGCUGGGCGCGGCGGGAAAAGGGCACAUGGGGCUGGGCGGCGCUGGCAUGCAGCAGCAGAUGGGCCUGGGCAUGGGCGCGUAUGGCGGAGCAGCGGGCAUGCUGGGCGGCGGAGGCGGAGGCAUGGGCGGGGCCAUGGGCGGCGGCGGCAUGCUGCCGGCCAAGUACACCAGCCCCAUGGACUCGUUCGAGCUGCUGGACGAGGACGCGCUGAGCGACGAGCGCUGCGAGCUGGCGUUCGACGUGUUCAAGGUGCCGCAGCUGCACGAGCUGCAGGAUGCAGGCAACCUACCGGUCAAGGUGACGGCGCACAGCCGCCCCAACGUGGUGUCCAACAUCAUCUCCAAGCUGGUCACGGAGCGCAGCGGCGCGGUCCUCAUCACCGCCGGCGGCAAGGCCAUGCACGUGGCCAUGACUGCCGUGGUGUCGGCGCGCGCACGGCUCAAGGCCAAGGGCGUCGACAUCAUUCUGCUGCCCAAGUUCGUGACGGUUGACACCACCAGCACGCUGGGCUGGGAGUCGGUGUUCCUGCGCUUCACCAUCGUGCGCUGGGCGCCGCUGCCGCCCAACCAAAUGGCGGGCAUGGGCGGCAUGCCGGCGAUGCACGCAGACGCAAUGAUGGCGGCGGCGGUGGCGGGCGGCCGCUACCUGCUUCCGCAGCUGGGCUGAAGGCCGCAGCCAGGCUGGAAUUCCCAGCCGCAGCAAUGGGCUGACCCACGGCAUUGUGGAGCGCCGGGAUGUGCUGGUAAUGCCGGGCAUUGGGCAACGGCGGGCUUUAUGGAUACUGUGCGCUGAUUCUAAUUUGUUAGAGGCGGGGCUGGCGGGCUAAGUGUGCAUAUGUGUUUCCUGUGUCGCAUGCUUGCUUGCCUGACUACCGGCGUUGCUGGCGCGUGGUCGAGUGUGGGUAUGGUUCACGGUUGCAGUGUAUGCGCGGUUGGCGCUUUUGUAGGUCGGUGGGUGGUCUAGGUCUUGUUUGGCAGCAACGGCAGCAAUACAGCGCGUGUCGCGCGCGGUGUGCACGCCGGGCAGGCACCGGGUCACGGCACGGCUGGGUAAGCUUGCGCUCGUGUCCGCGGGUUCCGAUGCUUUUGUUUGGCAAUGCGGUCUUUCCUGGUGCAUGUCAAGUGAUGGGCGGUGAUUGAUUUAUCAUGCACGCGCUUUUUCACAAUACUUGAGGUUUCUUCGCUCGGGUUGGGGAUCUGCGGCAAGCACAGCCCUGGUCCGCAGCGCACAGAAUGUGUGUGGCUUGUAGUGUUAGGCAGCUGUCUCAUAAGUCAUAACACAUGAAGGAUGUUACGCACAUGCAUGCGGCAUUUUAGCGCGCGUUCCAGGCGCUAUGCGGCUAAGAGAGCCCCGUGCACUGCUGUCAUUUAUGGAUGGAUCAGGGAGGCGGUCAUGUGUUUUCAGGGAAGUGAGACUUUCGAAUGCAGGGUAUGCGACAUUGCCACACGAGCACAGCAGCUGAGCUAACACCAGUUCCGCUACAUUGGGUGUACCGCAAAGGACAUGCACAGGGCGAUGGACAGGCAUCCGUUUUCGUUAGGGUGGUGGGUUGUCGGGGGUAUGCUUUCUGGGUGGGUUAACUGCGCAUCAUGCGUUGGGGAGAGUCCGCUGAAUGGUGGAGCUUAAGGCUCGAGAGGCCCAGCAAUGGCUCAUAAUUACUUGGUAAAGGGACGAGUGCAUUACAAUCACAGAUGCUCCUCAAUAAGUCAAUGCUGUGUGUCUGAUGCCUCCCGGAGUGGAUGAUGGGAGAGACGAAAGGAUCCCCGCCCUCCGUGACACUGCUGAAAUAUGUUGUCGCCAUUGCGUGGUGUGGAGGGUGGCGCAGAGCUAGUGGACGGCCCUGCGCAUGGGAUGAGCAGGGGGCGCAUGUUAAGGCGAUGGCGAAAGCGUUACUUGUGCGUGGCGUAAUGUCUUUGUGAUCAGUCAGUACGAGGGCUCGAGCCAUCGUAGUUUAUCGUGCCAUUGAGAGGAGCUGCAGGCAGCGCACCCCAGGGUGAGAUCCCCAAAGCAGAACUAGCUGACCUGCGGCGUCCACCGUCCGUAUCUGUGCUGUUCAUAGCCCGAAGACCGCUUGGGGUACCGUAUGUCCAGGGCUGGGGGCAGGCCAAUACAAGUGGAGGGACAAGUGCCGGGCCUUCGGAUAUCUAUUUAUGAUGACCUCUACGUUUCAGAAUGGGGAUUGAUGGCGGCAGUGGGAAUUCACUGCUGGUGGACCAGCGAGCCCAUGCCAGCGCAGACACAACAACGGGUUUGUAAGACGUGGUUCUUGGCUCCUAGCCACAUGGGCGGCCAGUAGGGGUUGUGCAAGCAGAGGCUGGGCCUUUAAAUCAUUGUGUGGUGUGCAGGUGGAUCAGGAGUGGCCUUACUAGGUGGACCGGGGAGUGUCCAAGUGUCCAGGAUUAACUCCACGUAUGCCUUGCGGGUUGGUCGGGCUGAACUGGCCAAGACCAUGUCCAGUAUGUAGGGAUACGGCGAGGGCAAUCGAUUGAGGAGCAGCACUGGCGCAUGACGCCAGGCGGCGUCUGUCUAAUGACGCUGAUGAGAUUGUAACCGCCAUGCCCG